AAGCGCGUCGUUCCAUCCAAGGGUCCUAAUAAGGGAACAUGAUCUCAUCUCUACCUAAUUUCUUUCAACUCGGGACUUUUGUGUUUCAAUUCCAUUUUCUACAACAUUGAACACCAGUGACAUACAGCACUGAGUAACACAUACAACACUGGGCAGACAGUACCUACCUAGUAAUUGCUAGCGUACUUGAUACAUACCAGAACUUCAACUUGUUCUUUAUUUGUUUGUAGUCGACAGUGUUUAAGAAUCGUACUCAACCGACUACCCAAUGCUUCAGAGAUUUAAUACCUAAUAACCAGCGGCAUCUUUAAACUACCCGACUUUUUCGAAUUGCUUUCCUGCCCCAAUGGACCAAACACCUACCCUUGAACCUUUUGAGGAUGUCGCCGACUCGACAGAUUGGCUACCUACAUCAAUACCCAGUCUCGCCAAUGUAGAGGCUGCACUUCGGUGUCAGGUCUGCAAAGACUUCUACAAGACGCCUAUGUUAACCUCCUGUAGCCACACAUUCUGCUCACUUUGUAUUCGACGCGCUCUGUCGAAUGACGGGAAAUGCCCAUUAUGUCGAACACCCGAGCAAGAAAUGAAGCUGCGUAGUAAUUGGUCCAUGGAGGAGGUUGUUACCACAUUUACAAGGUCCCGUCCAGACAUCCUGCUUGUCGCCAAGAGAUCACAAGACACAGCACCCGACACUACAAAAAGGAAACUGGUAGAGACAGAAGAUGAGGAGCCAGCAAGCCAAUCGCUAGGUAAGCGAUUGCGGUCUUCUACUAGGAUAAGUAAGUCGAGAGGCAUGGAGAUGACCACCGAAAUGGCAAGGCUGGAAGCCGACAUACCCUACCAAGGCCAAGCAGAUUGCGAGUUUGACGAUGGACUUGUUGAGUGCCCUAUUUGUUGGAAGCGCAUACCACCACUACAAAUCAACAAGCACAUCGACUCAUCGUGCUUAGACGGUCUCCCGCCACAAUCACCCAAACGAGACUCGGGGUCUACAAACACCAUUCUAAUAUCCUCACCUACCAAAGCGUCCACCAAGACCCUCGAGCGCCUACCAGCCAUAAACUACUCGAUGCUCAGGGAGCAGCUGCUGCGAAAGAAACUGGUGGAGCUAGGCAUCCCGACAGGAGGUAGCCGGCAAAUGCUCGAGAAGCGACACAAGGAAUGGACCACGAUCUGGAACGCGAACUGCGACUCGCUCCAACCGCGGCGUAAAGCCGAGCUCCUCCAAGACCUAGACAUAUGGGAACGCACGGUGGGGACUCGCGCGCCAACAUCCUCGAGGGCCCUCAGCGCCGGCGCGCUGAUCAAGGACAAAGACUUCGACGGCAAGGCGUGGGCCGCCAAGCACACCCUCUCGUUCAAGGACCUCAUAAACAGCGCGCAGCAAGGCAGGGCCCUGGCGCAGCGGAGCACCAGCACCAACACCAGUAACAGCGAUAGCGACAGCAGAAACGAAAACACGGGCCAACCACAACAACAACAACAACAGCUUCGAGACGCCGACCCCGUCCCCCAAGCAGAUACCCAAAUGCUAGCUUCGCUAGAAGCCCCAGAGGAGGAGUUGGAGCCGGAGCCGGAGCCGGAGCCGCAGGAGUCAACAAUAAUAAACAACACCCCAGUAAUGCAGGCUACCACUGAGGUGGUGGAUCUGACGGAUGAUGCCGAGGACGAAAGAAGGAAAGAACAUAAUAAUAUAGAGGUACCAUCACCAGGGAAAGCGGUGAUGUUAUAGCAAGAUGAAGAGAAAAAAGGGUGGGUGGAUGGGCUGGCUUUGCUCUACGACGUAAGGUUGCUUGCGGCUUACAUACCUACCUAAUGUAUGUAUGUAUGUAGUUGCUCCAUGAUCCAAGAUCCAAGAACCAAGAACAAGAACAAGAAAAAAAAAGGAAAAAAGGAAAAAGGAAAAAGGAAAAAGGAAAAAAGGAAAAAUAAGAACGAUCUAUUAUAUUGCCGCCAAUAUAUAUUUACUCAGCUAUUUGCUCU
This is a messenger RNA of Hypoxylon fragiforme, 1983 nucleotides long. Its product is annotated as DNA repair protein rad18. Lineage: Eukaryota; Fungi; Ascomycota; Sordariomycetes; Xylariales; Hypoxylaceae. Gene Ontology annotation, molecular function: single-stranded DNA binding; ubiquitin protein ligase activity. The transcript has a single exon. The record is from RefSeq and is a predicted model, not a curated record. Gene Ontology annotation, biological process: protein monoubiquitination; DNA damage tolerance. Gene Ontology annotation, cellular component: nucleus; Rad6-Rad18 complex. The coding region runs from base 347 to 1732 and encodes 461 amino acids.